Talaromyces rugulosus is the source of this 753-nucleotide messenger RNA. RefSeq lists its product as uncharacterized. NCBI's taxonomy places the organism in Eukaryota, Fungi, Ascomycota, Eurotiomycetes, Eurotiales, Trichocomaceae. The record is from RefSeq and is a predicted model, not a curated record. The transcript has a single exon. The coding region runs from base 1 to 753 and encodes 250 amino acids.
AUGGAUCCCCUCCCGACACCGAUUCUGCACCACCUGAGCUCUGCGCAGUCGAUGCGCGUGCUCUGGGCGCUUGAAGAACUAGCUCUCUCUCAUGGCCUACAAUUCGAACUAAAAAGUUACAAACGCCAAAGAGGACGCGCCCCGGCUGAGCUGCAAAAGGUGUUUCCCCUCGGCAAGUCGCCCAUCCUCGAGAUUCCCGGGGUUGAAGUGUACCGCCCUCUAAAGUUUAUCGAUAAUGGAAGCGAAACAAAGAGGACGGUGGUGACAGAGUCCCGUCUGAUUCUUCAAUUUCUAUCUGACAAGUACUCUAAGGGGGAAUGGGUGCCUGCCACCGAGGAGGACCGACAGCGCGACGUGUUUUUCCAGGAGUUUGCAAACAGCACCGUCAACGUAGUCGUUGAUCGCAUCACUUACUUUCAGACUAUCCCGAUCGGCUCUCCGUGGAUUGUGCGCCCGCUGAUGAGCGCUAUUUUCCAUCCGAUUGAGGCUAUUUUCAGCAAGGACAUUGACGGGCCUUUGGCGCUGAUGGAGCGCGCCUUGUCGGGCGAGACGCCGUGGUUCUCGGGCCCAACCCUGGGACUGGCAGAUUUCAACAUGAUGUGGCCAUUAGACGGGGCAUCUCAGAAGAAGCUGAUCGAUGAAAAGAAGUAUCCCAAGGUUGCCGACUGGUUGAAGAGGGUCCACGAGCGGCCGGCUUACCAGAAUGCGCGGAAGAAGGGGGGUGCGUACGAUUUGGUGCGGUAUGAUCUGUAA